Umbelopsis ramanniana AG is the source of this 1828-nucleotide messenger RNA. RefSeq lists its product as uncharacterized. The coding region runs from base 93 to 1472 and encodes 459 amino acids. Gene Ontology annotation, molecular function: nucleic acid binding. NCBI's taxonomy places the organism in Eukaryota, Fungi, Mucoromycota, Umbelopsidomycetes, Umbelopsidales, Umbelopsidaceae. The record is from RefSeq and is a predicted model, not a curated record. The transcript has 4 exons.
UCUUAUUACAUUUUAUUUCUUCUCUUUGGAUUACCUUUUCCCAGUUCAAUUGAAAACUUUUUACACUCCAUUUCCAAAUCAACAACAAGCAAAUGUCAGCUUUUCCUUCGCCAUCCAAUGACGAAGAAGCUGUCGCGCAAAUGGCCCAACUUACUAUUGAAGGGGACAAACCAUCGGUAGAAGAUAAAGGAUCGUCUCCGUCGACUUCUGAAACCGAUAAUCAAGAUACCAAUGAACAGCAGUCUGGCGUAGAAAUGGUCAAUCCUGCCCUGGAUGCUGUUAUUCUUGCUGCUCUUCGAAAACCCCAGGACCGAAUCUUCUUACUGAAACUGGACCUUGAAUUUGAGAACUUCAUAAACAAUCCUCAACGAGUUAGACUUGACUUCCCUCAAAUGAACUCAUACCAGCGAUUGAUUGUACAUAGAGUUGCAACCUACUUCAAGUUGACUCAUUUGUUUGACCCUGUCAGACGUUCAAUAUAUCUUUGCAAGAAUGUCAGCACCGAAAUCCCUGUAGUUCGAUUUUCGGAUCUGAUUGAAAAAGAAGAGGAACCUAUCACCACUGCACCAAAGUUUCAAAUCAUGCGACGACUAUCGUCAGGCCGUGGCCAUCGUAAAGGGGAUGUUUCUCCGUCCGAUAGCAAUCUGUCUUCCGACAGCAAAAGUGCAUUGGAUCGUAAGCAGAUGACGCUAGAAGAGCGAAAGGUAGCCUACGAAGAGGCUCGGGCAAGGAUUUUUCAAGAUUUUGAGUCCAACAGUGGUGAAGGCUCCGAGGUGGAAGCAGCCAGCCAGCCGAGCUCGAGUACAGGCAGCCCUGCCAUUAAAGCGGCUGUAGAGAAAAAAGGCUCAGGGACAUCGACACCGGAUGAAUCACCAGAAGAACCUACGGCUGGAAUGUCCCGAAAUCUUAGCAACAGAGGCAAGCAGUUCGCACCACGUACUCAAACGAAUUCCAAACGGCCGCCACCCAGAGAUAAGGAGACCACGACAGACGCUACGAAUUCAUAUCCUCGAAUGGAUAAUCGGUUUACAGCGCAAGCACAACCCUUUUUACCAAGUCAACCAUCACCGUACCAGCCGUCACCUUAUGCCUCACAGCAACCAUCACCCGCAUAUAACAACUCACGCAACAACAGCCCUUUUGGCUAUCCAACAACUCCUUACUCAAACACACCACUUUACGACCCAUAUAAUGCAAAUUUGGUUCAACCCAACAAUCCCAACUUUGCAAAUUAUUGGAAACCUCAACGACCACAAACAGCCAAUUCCACUUCCAUCCCUCCUUCCAUGUCAGCCGCAGGUCCCAGCUCACAACAACAUCCAUCCCAACCUUUAUCGAGGGUGUGGAAUCCCAAUACCAAUACCUCGGCAGAGCCAUGGGGCUUGCAGGAUUUCACCCCAUCUCCUUAUGUCGAUAACAUGCGCGUGUGGUCCACUCGACCUGACAAUCGGGAUUGGGGCCCGCUUUGGUAGUUUUUAUCGUGAAACCAUCGCACAUAUCUUUUUUCCUUUCAAUCUCCCUUUCGCUUACGUUUCUUUUCUUUUCUUGUUAUCUGCUUGAUGUUAUUAUCAUUUUCCCUUCCCAUUUCUACAAAAGCAAAACCCUCCAUCUCGUCAUAACAAACAUUUUUACAGAACAGAAAAAUACAAGUUAUUUUUUAUCUAAUUCAUUUACUCAGUUGCACAUGAGCGUGUAUUUCAAAAAUAUGGGUUAAAGCGUCUAAGCAAGGAAUGGGAACAUGGCACGUCUGUUUUUUGGGUAUUGCGGGAACUCUCUUCUGUAAGCCUUGUGCUUCUUGAUGGCCCAAACGUACAUCUGUUCAAGAAUU